AUAUUAGCUCUAUGGUUUCUCUUUCCUUCAACAAACAAGCAUUCCACCCAUUUUCAUUGAAUUUGAUAUCGUUUGCCUAUAAUAUUUCAAAGAAAUGUCUUCUAAAAGUGAAAAAGAUCGAGCCAAACAGAUCCAGGACAGAUGUCAGAACAUAUUGAUGCAAAUGUUGAAGGAUGAAGACAAUAAAUAUUGUGUUGACUGCGAUGCUAAAGGUCCGCGCUGGGCGUCAUGGAACUUGGGCAUAUUCCUGUGCAUCAGGUGCGCGGGCAUCCACCGCAACCUCGGGGUCCACAUCUCCAAGGUGAAGAGUGUCAACCUCGACUCAUGGACACCUGAACAAGUUGUAUCUCUUCAACAAAUGGGCAACUCCCGAGCGCGCGCCGUGUACGAGGCGAACCUGCCCGACUCGUUCCGAAGGCCGCAGAACGACUCCUCGCUGGAAGCCUUCAUCAGAGCCAAGUACGAACAGAAGAAAUACAUCGCCAAGGAGUGGGUGCCACCUGCGCUGCCCAAGGUUAACUGGGACAAAGAGAUUGACGAAGAAAUAGAGAGACAAAAACGGAAAAAGAAAUCCACCACCUCGGGCUUAGGGCCUCUGCCUGCGCCCUCUACUAGUGAUAAGAAAUAUAAUAAGUCUGACGUCAUUCCCAGCAUCCCGAAACCGAAAUCGUCAGUAAGUCCAAAACUGGGCCGGUCCACACCACCCACUGCCCAAUCAGACGCGAGCAAAGCCUCCAAUGGGGCCGCGGACCUUCUUGGACUGGACACGGGCUCCAAAUCUGACGCGAAACCAGCCAACGAUGACAUAUUCUCAAGCUUCUUCUCAGCACCUCAGGAGAAACCAGCGGAGACGAAGCCAGAAGACCUGAAACCCGAUCUGAAGACUGAAGAGGAGAACUUCUUCAAGCAGGCUGCACCAACGGAGAAGGAGAAGUCAAAGUUAACAAAGGACAGUAUAUUAGCCCUAUACAGCCAGACACCAGCAACUAAUCUAGUGAACCAAUUCAACCCGGUGCCACCAGUGCAGCCGGUGCAACCUGCCUACCCAGCCUUCGGCAACGUGUAUCAAGCAGGUUACAGCAACAUGCCCGUACAAAACGGUAUGCCUGCACAAUUCAACCAAUUCCCCAUGAACAGUCAGUUUCAACAACCGUUCCCUGGACAGGUACAGCAACCGUUGCAGAAUCAGCCUUUCCAAAGUAAUCAGUCGUUUCCAAGUAAUCAGUUCUUCAACCAGCCUCAGCAGGGCUUGUCGCAACAGUUUAACAGUUUGAACUUAGGGCAAAGUUUUCCGAACGCGUUCGCGUCGAACAACACGAACGUUGCUAGCAACACAACUUGGCAGUAGACUGUAAUGUAGUACUUCUCCUUUUUUUUAUUUACCGCAGAUGUAUUUUUGUAUGUAAGAAGCUGGUACGGUCAUGUAGUGAGAGUUUAGUUUCAUUUUUUCUUUUAUAACUGUGAUGCCAUAGAUAUUACCUCAAUUUUGUUCUAGGUUUCUGACAAUAGUUUUUAUUAACUGUCUAACUAAAGCCUGUAAAGAUUCGCGAUUAAUUGUAUUGGGACACAUUCCCGAUAUCAAUGUGUUCAAUACAAGAUAUUAUUCAUUAGGCAUUAAAAUUCAUAUUACUUCUAAAUAAAAAAGCCCAAUAAUACUUUACUCAACUAAAUAGUCAAUUGAAAUCACUACAUGACAAAGCUAGAUACAUCUGCGCAGGAGUUUAAGGCGUGUAGAUAUGCGAAUAGAGGGCAUUUUGGCUCGGUCGGCUUAUUAAACAGUUUGUUCCUAUAUAUAAUGCUCAUAUGUAAAGAGCUACAUUUGGCGCUGUGCGGUCGUUGAAAAAGUCGUGAAGAGGUCUAUCUUUUUUGUUAACACCAGAGGGCGCUGAAGUAUCUUUUAGUCUUCUACGUCCAAUGAUAGCUGUCUAAUAUUAAUUAUUCAUGUACAGCGUACUAUCGUAACUGUUUGAUGUAACUCGAUUAGUUUCAAGCCACGAUGGGGACUCAUAUACAUGAGCAGGUUGCACAUGGGGAAAUGUGCUCCAUCGUAGGCCGAAUCAUCACUUACCAUCAGGCGAGACAGCAUUGUGCGUCAUAACACAUUUAAUAUGUUUCCCAAAUGUUAUAAUACAAACAAGAUUUGAUAUUAGUAAAUAAUCUAUAGGACAAAGAUCUUAUAUUUCUACGCCCAAAGCAUACAGACUUGAUAGACCUCUUCACAACUUUGAACCUUAUAUCUGAAACUAUAACGACGAAAUUCCACUGUAAGCGAUCGCAUAUAGGUACUUAUACUUUUUGAAUAAAAUGCUAUUUUAUUUUUUUAUUCUUAUUAUUGUAAAGUGGAAUGUCCAUUGCGAAAUUAUGUUAUUAAAGUAUUGGAAAAUUAAAUUAUUAUUAUUAUUUGUUAAUUUAAUGGUUUUUGAGGCUGCACCGCGCCUAUUGUGCAGCUAAUAUAGCUUGGGGGCUUUGGAAUAAGUGGACACCCCUUUUUAAGGGGUAAGCGUCCACAGGCCCGCAUCGUACGCAUCGCACGCAUACCAUAAUAUGACGUCAUCGGUACGUACGAUACGGAUCAGUGGACGCAGUUGUAUGAGUUUCUAUACAAGACAAACUAAAAUCCGUUGCGUACGAUGCGGGCCCGUGGAUGCUUACCUUUAGAAUGAAAUAAUGCAGAAAAUUACGAAAUAUAGACAGUAUGUUGAUGAAAAAUCAACCUUAUCCCAUUCACACAGAGAUCAUAUUUGAAACGUAAUAUCAAUAAGUUAUUUUUUCUAUCUCAAAAUGUCUGGAUACUAAAGGAUACCAAUCAAGUUCAGAUCCUUUUUUAUUUAUUUUAGUCUCCAAAUCUCCACUUAUUCUAAAGUUUUUAUUAUGGUAAAUGCCAUGCAACAGAUAUCAAACCUUAUACUAUAAAUCAUAGAAUUCAAAAUGCAUUACAUACAUGUUCAUUUUACCACAUAUUUCAAGCUGUGUCUAAAUAUUUGGGUUGAACGAAAUUAGACCUUAUUCGAAUAGGUCGUAGAGCACAAUGUAAUCUAAAUACUAAUUGUACGUUUAAUUUACAAUAAUUUCUAAGUAUUUUAGGAGGUAGUGGAAUUAAUAAAUUAAUACUGAAAUCUCCUGAAUGUACACAGCCUGAAAUAUUAACCUUUACCUAUAAAAUUGCCAUUUCUAACCUCUUGUCUGUCGAUAUAUGAGACACAAUAGGAAACACAUUGUGUCUCGCGUAGAUCUACGCUCCAACCUACCACGCCCUGGACGAGGCGAGAGGGAGUGUCAGACUCUUACUGACUAUAAACCACUCCGUUCCUACUGUUGCUUUUCGAGCCGGAGCCCCGGUAACCCGCUAGGUAGUCAACUCCGGAUCAGGCUUCAGUCCUACUCGGCCCCAUCUGUGGUGAUCUAAUGGCUCCUUGAGGUGCGCAACAUACCACAGUUAAAGGUUAUUUUACGGCGGAGACGGCAAUUUUAUAGGUAAAGAUAUAUUUAUUACAACCCCAAGCUAAACAAUUCGACCUAUUUCGAUGUUGGACGAUGAAAAAACAAGUAUUUACUUCCAUCAGUUAGAAAAAAGAAAUAUUAGACACGUAUUAUGUUUUGUUUGUAAGUAGUUUUACUACUUAUUAUAAAAAAAGUGGAGUGGAGUUAUACAGUGGGGGCUUGCUACGUCAUAACUAUGUUUACUUAGCUGUGACGUCAUGUGAUAUUGCGAUUCAAAUGUGUAUUGUUGUGAAAAUAUACGUGUCCAAUAUCUUUUUAAUCUAACUGAUGGAUAAAAUAUUCUUUUUUACUUAAACAUCAUCAUAUUUAUGUAAAUCUGAUAUUUAAAUUAUAAUUUGCGAAAAAUAUCAUGAAAUGUUUUUAUACGUUAUUAUAAUUACUGUGUAUCCAAAACGUUACACUUUGAUUAAUAAUUUAGCACUUUUUAACACUAUUUUAAAUAUCUAUGCACAGAUAAUUAAUUUGUGUUUGUGUAUCGAUCGUAAUUCGUUCUAAUUUUAAGUAGAUUUUUUUUUAUUUCUUUAAACGAAAUAGGCGUCCCGGAUUCGUAAUAUGUGGUACGUAAAUAAAAAUAUAUUUAAAAAAUUAACUCAUAUUCUAACAGAUGUUUUAUUUUUAUAUUAAUUAAUUGAAUUUAUAAUAGAAAUCUAACAAAUGUGACAUGUUAUUUAAACAAAUUAUGUAUUUAAUCGUUAAAAAAUGUAUUCGGGACGUCUGUUGUUAAAUUGGUGCGUGUUCAACGGUAUAUUGUCGUUUUUUUUAUUAUUAUUUAUAGAUAUUAAAAUACUAUUUAAUAAAUCUGAUAAACAUUUUUCUCUAAAUUGUAAAGUUUCUAUAAUAAAACUAUUUACAAGUAGGAAGCCAUUUCCAUCUCAUGCGUUCAGCCUUUUUGGUGUUGCAAGUUUACAAGUAUUAUUAUUAUUUUUUAUUAUAAAACUGCUUGAUAUUUAUCAUUGCGGGCUGCGCAAGUCUAUAAUUGUUUGGUCGUAAAAGACUGAAGUGUAUUUUUUUUAUUUGCAAUAUUUACUUACAAUUUAAUUGUGAUUAACAACGUGUUAGCUAACGAAAAUAACUAUUAUUAGUUUUGAGGCAACAUUGAAAUUAUAGGUAAUAUAUGUCAUAAAAAAUGUAUACAGUGGUUAGCAAAAAUAUGUGUAAACUUCUAUGAACUGAAAAAAAAAGUAAUAAAAUUAGUUUCCAUUCCUAUCUGUAUGUCUCUUGUCUAUCUGUCUUUUCCAACAACAAUUUACUCCUUUCAUAUUGUGAAAUGUGAACAACUUACGGAACAAAAUGAACUAAUUUACCGAGGGUAUAAAAUUCGAAAAUCAUUUAGGUAUCUACCAAAAUAAUUAUUUGAAUAUUUAUGCUCGCGAGAAAGAUCAGUUACUCGCUGAGUAUUUUAGUCUAGCAAAAACUAUUUGUCUCUACUUACCCUUAAGAGCUGUGAACAGUGAAAUCAAACCCUAUCUACUUAUGCCAUUAGGGACUAGGGACCUUUUCAUGUGCAAUAUCGGAAUCAUAAAAUCUUAUAUGUAACCGAAUAGAUCCUCAGUUUUCAUCAAUAUAAUGUACGUAAUGUAAAAACUAGUACGAGUUAGUUUUACGUGUAACGAAAUGGAAAUGAAAGCGCGUUCGCCACUCUGAUUGGCCGGCUCGAAUGAACCAACCAAUUAGAGAGUGCCUGCGAUGUCGUUAAACGUAAAACAAACUUCGUACUAAGCCCUCACUCCUCCAUUUCUUUUUAUAACUACUCUGUGACCGUGUUUGUAAGCUCGUUUUACUACUGAUGUAUAAUUUUUUAUUGUCAUUCAUACAACCCACUUUUGAUGUAUUUAGUUGAAAUAUAAAAUGUGAUUCUUAUUAAGUGAAUUAUGUAAUAUAGUAAAUGUAACGGGCCAUAAGUCAUAUUGGCUGAAUGUAGCCCUGAUUGAGCCUGUAUUUCGUUUACAUGAAUAAAUAUAAUGCCAAUA
Molecule: messenger RNA, 5471 nt
Organism: Spodoptera frugiperda (fall armyworm)
Lineage: Eukaryota; Metazoa; Arthropoda; Insecta; Lepidoptera; Noctuidae
Product: stromal membrane-associated protein 1
Exons: 5
Coding region: 95-1348 (417 amino acids)
Molecular function (GO): GTPase activator activity; metal ion binding
Source: RefSeq, a predicted model, not a curated record